GCUGAUCUAGACAGACCUUCAGCUGCACUUCUUAGAGUGGAUUCACGCCUUUACAGGACUUACUCUGUUUGCAGUUUUUCUCAUUUGGAUACAACAUUUUAUUAUACUAAACAUGCCUGUGUCCCGAAUGCGCAUGCGACCCUGGCUGGAGGGCAAAAUCGACUCCAACACCAUCGCUGGACUCAUGUGGGUCAACAAGGAGGAGAAGAUGUUCUCCAUCCCGUGGAAACACGCGGCUCGGCACGGCUGGCAGGUGGAUAAAGAUGCCUGUCUGUUCAAGCAGUGGGCCAUUCACACAGGUAAAUACAAGGAGGGAGAGACCCAGCCCGACCCCAAGACCUGGAAAGCCAACUUCCGCUGUGCCAUGAACUCGCUCCCCGACAUCGAAGAGGUGAAGGACAAGAGCAUCAACAAAGGCUGCGGCGCGGUGAGAGUCUACCGCAUGCUGGCCGCCAUCACCAAGAAGAAAGUCAAGAGAUCCAGGAGCCGCGACAGCCGCAAACGCAAGAUCAAGACGGAGGACGCCGACGUUUACAAGAUGCACUCAGAAAUGACCCAGGAGAACACCAUCAACAGCACCGUCAAUCUAAGCACCGCCAGCCCCUCCGAAGACACCCCUGCAUACGAGGUGGAGAUCGCCAACUGUCCUGAAGACCUGUACAUCAGCAAGUUCCAGGUGUCUCCGGUGCACUCCACAGACCUGGAGGAGAACGAAGCCAUCAUUGAGAUCUCACGGCAAUUGGAACAUGACAGCACGCAGUGGCUGCAGAGCAAUUUCUUUACAAAGGGGUUCCUGGCCAAUGAAGCAGGCACAACAGAAUCUCUGAGUCCAGAGAGCCAGUGGAGCGAAAGCUCAGGAGAGGAGCUGGAGUUCCGGCUCUACACUGAACUGACCCCAGACCUGUGUGACGACUCUCUCUGCACCUACACCGAGCUAAUGAACAGCAGCUCCAUGCCACAGACCAUGUGUCCUCUCUGAGAGCGCCGCCUCGCUCCUCGGACAAUGUCUCACGCACAUCUUCUCACUCAUGGACAAUGGACUCCGAUCCACACAAUGGCUCAUACCUCAUAUGUCUCGUUCGUUCAUACGUCUGGAUUCUGCUGAUCCUCGCGGGACAGACGGGUGCUCUUCAGAAACGCUUUCUCUCUAGGAUCUUCCAGAAGUGAAACUAGACGCCGGCUCAUGGCUUUCGCUCCUCUUGUGCAGCUCUGUGACCGUGUAACCUCAUGCAAUGUGAACUGGAGCGACUCCGUUAUGUGCUCAUCAUGGCAGGGGUUUCCUCACCGAUAGGGUAUAUAUAUAUAUAUAUAUAUAUAUAUAUUCAUUUUACACAUUUAUCAGAUGAGAGUUUGGGAAGGGGUUCUACACUGUACAUACUGUAAAUAUUUA
Molecule: messenger RNA, 1390 nt
Organism: Sinocyclocheilus anshuiensis
Lineage: Eukaryota; Metazoa; Chordata; Actinopteri; Cypriniformes; Cyprinidae
Product: interferon regulatory factor 1-like
Exons: 9
Coding region: 113-979 (288 amino acids)
Biological process (GO): immune system process; regulation of transcription by RNA polymerase II
Cellular component (GO): nucleus
Molecular function (GO): RNA polymerase II cis-regulatory region sequence-specific DNA binding; DNA-binding transcription factor activity, RNA polymerase II-specific
Source: RefSeq, a predicted model, not a curated record